CGACAACAAAGCCGACAGAGCCGACAACGACACAAAGCCGACAGAGCCGACAACAGAGCCGACAGAGCCGACAGAGCCGACAACAGAGCCGACAGAGACGCCAAAGCCGUCAAAGUUGAUAAAUUCGGCAGAGCCGGCCAAGCCGAUAAAUCCAAUGAACGUAUUCAAAAUUAAGGAAAAAGACUUUGUGAUACUCACUUUUUCGGAAAAUCUUGAAAUAGGAGAAAAUGCAAAACUACAUUUGACGUACAAUGGAAAGUUAAAUGAUGAAACACAUGGAUUCUUCAAAAGUUCUUACCAAGAUAAAGAAGGAAAAACGACAUGGUUCGCAGCGACUCAUUUUGAACCAGUAAGUGCGCGACAGGCCUUCCCAUGUUGGGACGAACCACAAUUCAAAGCAAAGUUUACAAUUACUAUUAAUGUUCCUGAUAAAAAAUACAAAGCGAUUUCGAAUACACUCGUAAAUGAAAAAGAAAAUGCAACGACUUUCGAACAAACACCUUUAAUGUCCUCUUAUCUUGUGGCUUUUGCUGUUUCGGAUUUCCAAGGUCUGUCAAAUGAGGGCAAAAAUUUUAGCAUUUGGGCAAAACCUACAGUAGAGGAUAGCGAGAAAGAAUUCGCACUCAAAUAUGGAGAGACAACAUUAGAGGAACUGAAAGAUUUUACCAACAUUGAUUAUUACCGAAUGAUAAACAAGAUGGAUCAAAUUGCGAUUCCAGGUUUCUCCGGUGCUAUGGAGAAUUGGGGUCUUGUGACGUACAGAGAAUCUGGACUUCUCAAUGUAAAGGGUAAAACAACCACGAAAGCCAAGCAGGAAAUAGCAACAGUAAUAGCCCACGAGUUGUCUCAUCAAUGGUUCGGUAAUUUAGUUACUUGCAAAUGGUGGAACGACAUUUGGUUAAAUGAAGGAUUUGCUACCUUUUUCCAAUAUUACAUUACUGAUAAGGUUAUUUCAAAAAUGAAUGAAAAAGAAUCUUGGCGUCUUAUGGAACAGUUUGUUAUUAAAAAUGUACAAGAAACGUCGUUCGUCGUUGAUGCAAGCAGUAAAACUCAUGCAUUGAACCCUAAAACCAGUAUACAAUCUCCUUCCCAAAUUCGAAGCUUAUUCGAUGAUAUCUCUUACAAGAAAGGCGCUGCUAUUCUUAAUAUGCUGUAUGAAUUUUUCGGAGAAGAUCUCUUUAAGAGUGGACUUAGACAAUAUCUAGACGAAUACUCGUACAAGCCUGUUACUUCUGGCAAUCUCUUUGAUGCUAUUGGAAAACAGAAGGAAGUGAAAGAAGACUAUUUGCCGAAAAACGUUACACUUGAAGAUAUCAUGAAAAACUGGAUAAACGAACCUGGAUAUCCUGUCGUCACCAUCAAUAGGGAAGAGGAUGGUAAAAUUACUGCAGAGCAGGAACGAUUUUUCUUGGUACAACCUGCGAAAAAAGAUGAGACUCAAUGGUAUAUACCUCUCAAUUAUGUAAUUCAAGACGACUACGACAAAGUGUUGCCCAAGGAUAAAAAGUCUGGUUGGUUGGCACCAACAAAAGAGAAAAAGGACAAGAAAAACAAAAAAUCAUUUGAUGAAGAGAUUGAAAAUACUAAAUGGAUACUUUUCAAUAAAGAUCAAACAGGAUACUAUCGUGUAAAUUACGAUAAUGCAAACUGGAAACUUCUAUCGGAAUUCUUAGAAAACAAUCCUGGUAAUUCAAAUAUAAGUGCGACCAACCGCGCCCAAUUGAUCGACGAUGCGUUAAAUCUUGCGCGUGCAGGAUAUUUGAAGGAUUACGCAAUUGCAUUGGAUAUCACAAAGUAUUUAAACACGGAGAUUGAUUAUAUUCCAUGGUAUGCCGCUGUCAGAGCAUUUGAUUAUCUGGAUAGCGUAUUACAGGGUGGACAGCAACACGAAGUAUAUAAGAAAUAUGUCGCUGCCAAGAUACAAGGUUUAGUAAAUAAAGUCAACUACAAAGAUUGGGAAAAUGGUACCCAUGUAGAUAAACUCGCCAAAGUAUUGGCGCUAAAGACGGCUUGUAAAUAUGGCUGGCAAGACUGCACGGAAUUCGCUACUGAGACGCUCACACAGUGGCUGAAAAAAGAUCAAGACAAUGAUAAGAAAACAAAUACACAAAAAAACAAAAAAAAGGACAAGAAUCCGUUCCUUUCCGACUUCUGGAUAGACAUAAGGAGUGAAAUUCUUUGCGCCGGAUUGCGAGAGGCAACUGCAGAAACGUGGAACAAUGCUUUAAACAAGUACGAAUCCGUCACAGACAAUGAUGAAAAGAAGGACAUUCUGGCAGGCCUUGGCUGUGUCACAGCAAAAGAAACCAUAGAGUUAUUCCUCAAUAAAUCAAUCGGGAAGGAUUCCAUUGAUGUUUUCGCCACGAUGAAUUCGAUAGCGGCGGGUAAUGCCAAAUCCUUCGAUAUUCUUAUAAAUUUCAUUAAGAACCAUCUCGAGGACAUCCAAAAAGCAGAUAAAGAAGAUAACUCGUUGCUCAUCGCCCUCUUCAAUAAUCUCGCCAACAAAGUCGACACGAUAGAACAAUAUGGAGAGUUGUCGAAACUCAUUUACGGGCAACUACAAAACACACAGAAAGUUGAAUUGGCCGCCGCUAUACACAAAAUUGAAUGGAUCAAGUCUCAUCGUACUGAUGUUGAAAAAUGGAUGGUAGAGCAUCAACCAGAAACUCAACAACCCAACGAACCAGACUCAGCAAGUUCUAUUACUUUGACGUCGUUCCUUCUGUUUAUCACAUUACUAAUUACACGAUGCACGAUGUUAACAAUGAGAUUUUUGCUGCCGUUGAUGCUUGCCAUAGUAGCUUGCUGGGCAAGCAUUUAUCCUUUCGAGAAUGAGCUUCCGCAAGCUCUUGAAGAAAUUUCGGACAACUAUAGAUUGCCAACAAAUGUCGUUCCUACUGCAUAUAAUAUCGAAUUGACGCCGACUUUUGAGUCAGACAAUAAAACAGCAAAAUUUACUUUCCAAGGAAAGUCUAUAAUCACUCUCGACAUUAAGGAAAGAACAAAUACUAUAAUGUUCCACGCCAGAGGUCUUGAAUUUAAUAAGGAGGAUAUUAAAUUAAAAUAUAGUGUAUCACAAAGUGCAAUAAAAAUGUAUACAGCAAUAAAAGUAUUGAAAAUUAAGGAAAAAGACUUUGUGAUGCUCUCUUUUAUGAACAACCUUGACAUAGUGAACAAUGCAGAACUAUAUUUGCAAUACACUGGAAAGUUGAAUGACGAAACACGUGGAUUCUUCAAAAGUUCUUACCAAGAUAAAGAAGGAAAAACGACAUGGUUUGCAGCGACUCAUUUUGAACCAGUAAGUGCGCGACAGGCCUUCCCAUGUUGGGACGAACCACAAUUCAAAGCAAAGUUUACAAUUACUAUUAAUGUUCCUGAUAAAAAUUACAAAGCAAUUUCGAAUAUGCCCGGAAAAGUAACAGAAAAAAAAACAAUUUUUGAACAAACACCUUCAAUGUCCCCUUAUCUCGUAGCUUUUGCAGUUUCGGAUUUUACAAAUCUGACAAAUAAGGACAAAAAUUUUAGUGUUUGGGCAAAACCUACAGUAAGGCAAAGCGAGAAAAGAUUUGCAUUUUAUUAUGGAUGGAAAGUACUAGAGGAACUGAAAGAUUUUACCAACAUUGAUUAUUACGGAACAAUGAAAAAAAUGGAUCAAAUUGCGAUUCCAGGUUUCUCCGGUGCUAUGGAGAAUUGGGGUCUUGUGACGUAUAGAGAAUCUGGACUUUUCAAUGUAAAUGGUAAAACAACCACGGAAGCCAAGCAGGAAAUAGCAACAGUAAUAGCUCACGAGUUCUCUCAUCAAUGGUUUGGUAAUUUGGUUACUUGCGAAUGGUGGAAUGAAAUUUGGUUAAAUGAAGGAUUUGCUACCUUUUUCCAAUAUUACAUUACUGACAAGAUUAUUUCAAAAAUGUAUGACAAAGAAUCUUGGCGUCUUAUGGAACAGUUUGUUAUUAAAAAUGUACAAGAAACGUCGUUCGUCGUUGAUGCAAGCAGUAAAACUCAUGCAUUGAACCCUAAAACCAGUAUACAAUCUCCUUCCCAAAUUAGAAGCUUAUUCGAUGAUAUCUCCUACAAGAAAGGCGCUGCUAUUCUUAAUAUGUUGUAUGGAUUUUUCGGAGAAGAUAUCUUUAAGGCUGGACUUAGACAAUAUCUAAAUAAAUACUCGUACAAGACUGUUAAUUCUGAUCAACUCUUCUCUGCAAUAGUAAUAGAACCAGAGAAUUUGCCGGAAUUCAUUCAAUUUGCAGAUGUCAUGAAAACAUGGAUAAACAAACCUGGAUAUCCUGUCGUCAUCGUCAAGAGGGACAAAGACGGUGUAAUUAAUGUAAACCAGGAACGAUUUUUCUUGAUAAAACCAGCGAAAAGAGAUGACACUCAAUGGUAUAUUCCUCUCAAUUAUGUAACUCAAGAUGACCCUCAAGUCGUUAUGCCAAAGAUUAAAAGAUUUCGCUGGAUGCCGCCCAGAACAACAAUGAUAUUGCGUAAUGUUAACAAUACUAAAUGGAUACUUUUUAAUAAAGAUCAAACAGGAUACUAUCGUGUAAAUUAUGAUGAUGCAAACUGGAAACUUCUAUCGGAGUUCUUAGAAAAAAAUCCUGAUAAUUCAAGUAUAAGUGCGACCAACCGCGCCCAAUUGAUCGACGAUGCGUUAAAUCUCGCGCGUGCAGGAUAUUUGAAUUACACAACUGCAUUGGAGAUCACAAAGUAUUUAUACACGGAGACUGAUUAUAUUCCAUGGUAUGCCGCUGUCAGAGCAUUUGAUUAUCUGGAUGGCGUAUUACAGGGUGGACAGCAACACGAAACAUAUAAGAAAUAUGUCGCUUCCAAGCUAAAAGGUUUAGUCACUAAAGUCAACUACACAGAUUGGAAAAAUUGUGGACAUGUAGAUAAACUCGCCAAAGUAUUAGCGCUAAAGACAGCUUGUAAAUAUGGCUUGGAAGACUGCACGGAAUUCGCUACUAAGACGCUCACACAAUGGCUGGAAAAAGAUCAAGACAAUGAUAAGACACAAGAAGACAAAAAAGAGGACAAGAAUCCGUUCCUUUCUUCUGACUUCUGGAUAGACAUAAGGAGUGGAAUUCUUUGCGCCGGAUUGCGAGAGGCAAGUGCAGAAACGUGGAAUAAAACUCUAACCAAGUACAAAUCCGUCACAGACAAUGAUGAAAAGAGAGACAUUCUGGCAGGCCUUGGCUGCACCACAGCAAACGAAAUCAUCCAGAGAUUCCUCGAUUUAUCAAUCGAAAAGGAUCCCGUCAUCGACGUUUUUGCCACGAUGAAUUCAAUAGCGGCGGGUAAUGCCAAAUCCUUCGAAAUUCUUAUAAAUUUUAUUAACAACAACAUCGAGAAAAUCCAAAAAGCAGAUAAUGAAGAUAACUCGUUGCUCAUCGCUUUCUUCAAUAAUCUUGCUAACAAAGUCGACACGAUAGAACAAUAUGCAGAGCUUUCGCUACUCGUUCACCGGCAGAUACAAACCACACAGAAAGUUGAAGGAUUGGCCGACGCUAUAUACAAAAUUGAAUGGAUCAAAAAUUAUCGAGCUGAUGUUGAAAAAUGGUUGCUAGAUAAUGCUGGAUCUAAAGAAGAAAACUCCAGAAAACCAGAUUCCGCAACUUCUAUUACUUUGACAUCGUUCCUUCUGAUUAUUACACUAUUAAUCACACAAUUCUAAAAAGAAUCAAAUUUAUAGUUUCGUUGUACAAUUGUAAAAUCUCUUUAAUUAAGUUAAACUUAAUCAUACUUUGUCAAUAAAGUGGAUAUCAUGUAUAAUACUUUUUUCUGCCUCUUCCAACAAUGAUUCAAUUAUCGAAAUAUUGUCGCAUUUAAUUUUGUAAAUGAGAAGAAGAUGAAAUCGUGUGGAAAGCCUCGUAUUAUACAUUAUCCAAUUUAUGAUUUUAUAUUAUUGAGUUAUGUCAGAUUUGUUUUAUAAACGUUUGUUGUAAUUUAUGAGACAUUAAAAAUGUUUAGAAACAAUGUCAAUAAGCUAAAUAAUAUUACAAUAUUUAACAAGAAGGUAAUAAAAAUUAGAACUCAAAUAAAUAUUGUGAAAAUUUCUACUGUCAUAAUUAUAUACAAAAAAUAAUAAAGACGUUUAAUA
Molecule: messenger RNA, 6094 nt
Organism: Solenopsis invicta (red fire ant)
Lineage: Eukaryota; Metazoa; Arthropoda; Insecta; Hymenoptera; Formicidae
Product: aminopeptidase N
Exons: 22
Coding region: 155-5668 (1837 amino acids)
Biological process (GO): proteolysis; peptide catabolic process
Cellular component (GO): cytoplasm
Molecular function (GO): peptide binding; metalloaminopeptidase activity; zinc ion binding
Source: RefSeq, a predicted model, not a curated record